UUGUGCAAAAAAAAAAAGAUAAACAGGAAUACCCCAAUGAAAGAAAGUGGCACAUAUUUUGCGAAUAUUUAAAAAAUAGUGAGUGUUUUUUUUGUUUUAAAAUGUAGACCAUAUGUUCGCAGCAAAAAGAUCAGCCGAAAAGACGUCAUUUCACAGUAAAAUCACAUCCUAUUCUGUUUGGUCCUGAAAAACAUUUGGUGAAAAUUGGCACCAGUUUUGCCGUAAAGACUGCUGUUGAAUUUCAUUGGGUUUUUUUCAGCUGCUCUUAAAUCUGUAGCGUCCUUCCUUCACAUGCUGUGUUUUCUAUGUCCUGUUACUAUCAACCCAAAUUCUGAAUCAACCACGGUUCUCACAUGAUGUGUAACACCGUGGAGCAGCCGUGGACACGUGAUUCCACAGCGCAGUCGUUCCUGAAGCCUCUGCGCGUGCACGCCUUCUUCAAGCGAUAUGAGAAUCACGUGAGCGCGUACCCGUAGACUGUACUCUCACCCUCUCCCCCCGGUUCAUACGCUGUCACAUUCUGUGCUGACUGUUGUUUGCCUGUGUGUAUUUUUGUGUCUCUUCCUUAAGAGCUGUUUGUUUAGAUUAGAAGUUACAAUAAUCAAUGUAUAACCCGGUGUUAAACCAAACCUACCAGCACCAAAAUACUGAAUCCAACAGACUAGUUUUAAUGAUAAGACAUUUGAAAACGUCUCUUUAAAGUCAGUUAAAUGUCAUAAAAAUAUAUUUAUUUAUUAGAUUGUAUUUAAAACAAAUAAAUGGUGUGUGUUAAUUACCAAGUCUAAUCUACAAAUAUUUGACUGAUGUUCAAGCUGCAGUUCAAUAUUUAUUUAGCUCAGAUCUCAGAGGAGGCUGAGACUGUUUACACGCCACCUUUCUAAUGCAGAACAGAACAGAAGUCUUUCUCAUUCAUCUCCACACUCCUCGUAUCCAAAUCUCGCUGCUGCGCCUUAAUCCACCCACAGGGCCCAUUAACUUUGAUCUAAUCUAAUCUAAUAUCGCUUGCUUUCGCCUCUUGCUCUUUCAUUUCCCCUCAGUUUUGCCGUGGCCGUGCAGCGCGCUCCCGUCAACACGUCAGGAGGAGGCAGCUCCAACUGGUGCUGAGGCUGACGAGGAUGAUGAUGAUGAUGAUGAUGAUGGCGGUGAUGGAGGAGCAACGCUGAGUUCGCUCUCCCAAUUUUCUCUUCCCUUUUAUCCCAUUCAUGAUUUUAAAUUACAUUGAAAAUUACUACAUCGCGACAUAAAAGCAAACACCGCCGAUUGACGUUGUAGCUUUCUCCGUCUCCCUCCUGUCUCCCGAGCCGAGACCGAGAUGGGGAACGAAGCGAGCAUGGAGGGCGGCGGGCAGCCCGGUGAGCCUGGAGCCGCCGGGACGAUGGGGUCGACGAUGUCGGCAGGACCUACGACUGGACCGGGGAUGAACCAGCACAUAAAGCCGGCCAACGGAGCUGCCGCCGGAGGAGGGAUGGGAGUCGGAGGCCCGGGGAUGGGGAUGGCAAGGGGUCCAAUGGGCAGCCCCAAGACAGGCAUGCAACAAGGAGGACAUGGAGCAGGAGACAUGGGAGGAAUGGGAGGAAUGGGUGGAGGAGGAAUGAUGGGGAUGGGAGGUGGCGGAAUGACAAGAGGAGGAAUAGGAGCAGGUAUGGGCACAGGUGGAGGUAUAGGGUCCAGAGCUGGCGAGCCCUACCGCCUGGCCACCCACGACACUCCAACCUCCCCCAGACAUAUGCAGUCCAGUCAGGGCCCUGGCCACGGGAUGGGUCACAGUCCGGCUGGAUCUGGAAUGGGAGGUCACGGAGGUCAGAGCCCGGGUCAGCACGCGUCCCGUCGAAACCUCCAAGUUGACUUCAGUGGCUCCAGGACGGGACGGUCUCCAUCAGUCUCUCCUGACCGAAGCGUGACACCCACCUCACCCUACUCGGUGCCCCAGAUUGCUCCCAUGCCCAGCAGCAAGCUGUGUCCGGUGUGCACCACCACAGAGCUGUCCAACCCACCGGCUGUACCCAAUUACAACACCUGCACCCAGUGUAAGGCCACCGUCUGUAACCAGUGUGGCUUCAACCCCAACCCACACCUCACUGAGGUCCAGGAGUGGUUGUGUCUGAACUGUCAAAUGCAGAGAGCUCUUGGCAUUGAUAUGACCACACCUCGCUCUAAGAGCCAACAGCAGAUUCACUCUCCGUCCCACCAGGCCAAACCCAUCGUCCAGCCGCAGCGGACCGUGCCUCAGCCAACACCGCCGGCAGCAGCGGCAGCGGCACCACAGCCAACACCUCUAGCAAAGAGUCAGUCCACGCAGCGUCAGCAGCAACAGCAGCCUCAGUCUCAGCCCUACUCCCAGACGCAGCAGUAUCCUCAGUCUCAGACCUACCACACUCCUCAGCCUGGGACCCAGACUCAGCCUCAAGCGUCCCCGGGGUUACAGAGACAUCCAGGCCCUAGUGGCCCGCAGACCCAAACACAGACAGGGCCAACUCAGCAUGGCGUAAGGUCUGAUCCAUACUCUCAGAGAGGUCCUAGUGUCACAGGAUCCAUCGGCGCUCCAACUGGAGGUCUCAAUCAGCCUGGAGGUCCACGAAUUCCCCAUCCUGGCGCUGUGCCUCUGCCUGGUUUAACAAAGACGCCCUCGCAGCCUGAUUUAGGGCGUGGGUCUCCAAUGCACCACUCGAUGGCCCGGCAACACGACCAGACAAGAAGCGCUGGAUCUUCACCUGCACACAGACCUCAGAGUCAGGCACCACCUCCAGCCCAAGAUGGCCUGACCAAACUCUUUGGCUUUGGAGCAUCCCUGCUCAAUCAGGCUAGUACGCUUAUCAGUGUUGAUCCUCUGCCUGCAGCCUCCACCCAACCAAGCCCCUCACGAGGGAAAGUGGUCUUCAGCAACGCAACCCCUGACAACAGACAACAGCAAAAACAAGGACCUGCUGGAAGUAAACCAUAUGACAUGGGGGGCCCUCAUGCUCCCACUCAAGUGGGGGGCCCUCAUGCCCAAAGUCAGAUGGGGGGCCCUCAUGCCCCAAGUCAGAUGGGGGGCCCUCACACCCCUAGUCAGAUGGGGGGCCCUCAUGCUCCCACUCAAAUGGGGGGCCCUCAUGCCCCAAGUCAGAUGGGGGGCCCUCAUGCCCCAAGUCAGAUGGGGGGCCCUCAUGCCCCAGGUCAGAUGGGUGGCCACCAUGCACCUACCCACAUGAACGGCUCUCAUGCACCAGGGCAAAUCGGUAGUAACCAAAUGGGUGGACCACACGUCCAGACCCAGAAGCAACAACAACAGAUGACGCCCCAUCAACAAGGUGUGCAGCAACAGCAGUCACCGGCUCUCCAUCAAAAAGGACAGCAAGGACAACAACAACAACAACUGCAAACGCAGGGGCAGAAAACACCUGCCCAGGGGCAGAAAGCACUGCAGAAGCAGGAGUCCGUGUCGGCUCUUGUGUCCACUCCGGCGAAGCCCAAAGUGAACUGCCCUCUUUGCAAAACGGAGCUUAACAUCGGCAGCACAGACCAACCCAACUACAACACCUGUACACAGUGUCAAAGCCAAGUGUGUAACCUGUGUGGCUUCAACCCAACACCCCAUCUGGUGGAGAAAAAGGAGUGGUUAUGUCUUAACUGCCAGACCCAGCGGCUAAUGUCAGGAGGACCUCUUGAUGAGCCUCCCCUUCCUGUUCCACAUCCUUCUCCAAAGCACCAACCAAUGGGCUCACCUCGUCAUCCGGUGCCCACUAGCCAGCAAAGCCCACUUCACAAACCAGCUACUCAGCAGGGGCCUAAACCAAGUCAGGCCCAAAAACUACAACCAGUUACCAGCAGUAGUGGACCGUUUCAGCCAACUGCUGUCAAAGACACCAAGACAGUGACACCAGCUACAGCAUCAGUAACAACCACCGACACUCAAAAACAACCAAAACCUACGGAGACAAAACCGAAGAUAGAGCCUGAGGACCAAGGUCCAAAAGACAGUAAACCAUCCCAGAAAAAAGGAGAGCCAAUUACACCAAUAAAGGAAAUUAAGAAGUCCAGACAUUAUGAUGAUACUAAAAGCAGCAGUACCCAUGAUUUGUCCCGCAGUCCUCAGAGCCUUAGUGACACUGGCUACUCCUCAGAUGGCAUAUCCAGCUCCCAUAGUGAAAUUACAGGACUGAUUCAAGAAGAAGAGAUGAAAUUAAGUGAGAGAGGUAUAAUUGGAAGGGGCUCCCCUCCGAGUCCAUCUGAAAUCACCAAGCUAGAAAGUUCUAUGAGGCCCUUGCUGGAGAAGAGCCUCUCAGAAGAGAAGCCUGACAGAAGAGCCAGAAAACACAGAGACAGGGAUCUAGACGACAGGGGAAAGCAGCGUCCACGCUCCCUGUCCAUCCCACCAGAUGCAUAUGACUCUGAUGAGGAACUAGAAGACAUAAUGGAAGAGGAAGAAGAUGGAGGAGACUGGGAGGGUAAAAGAAAAGAAGGCAAGGAAGAGAAAAAGGAAAAGAAAAAGAAGGAAAAAGAGGUGGAGCCCACAGAGAUGACUGAUGAAGAAUUCAUGAGGCGACAAAUAAUGGAAAUGAGUGCUGAUGAAGAGAAUGAGGAAGAGGAGGAAGAAGAGGAGAUGGAGGAAGAAGAGGAUGAGGAAGACGAAGGAUAUGGCUAUCCCAAACCCAAGAAAAGCCACCAUAAACAUGUGAUCUCAGACUUAGGAAAAGAAAAAAGGCGCCUUCAUCAUCACUCCAGCAGUUUUGAGGAGGAAACAAAGAGCACUACUGAUGUUUAUAAAGGCUCAGUGGAAGAGGGUGAGGAAGAUGUGAUGGCAUCACAAGGAGGUCUAAGGCGGUUCAAAACUAUUGAACUUAAUAAUACAAAUAGCUACAGCAGAGAUAUGGAGUUAAGCGGUGAAAAUGAUCUGAGCCUAGAUAGGGAACCAGAGUUAGAGAUGGAGAGCCUGACAGGAUCACCUGAGGAGCGUUCUCAGGGCUACUCCUCCACUCUACCACCUACUUCAUCCUCAUAUGGUUCUGGUCAGUCUCCUACUUCAAUCUCAUCAAUGGAGGAGGACAGUGAUAGUAGCCCUAGCAGAAGACAACGCUUGGAAGAGGCUAAGCAACAAAGAAAAGCUCGGCAUCGUUCGCACGGUCCUCUCCUUCCUACAAUUGAAGACUCCUCGGAGGAAGAUGAACUAAGAGAGGAGGAAGAACUCUUGAGAGAACAGGAAAAGAUGAGGGAGGUAGAACAACAAAGAAUAAGGAGUACAGCAAGAAAGACGAAAAGAGAUAAAGAGGAGCUGAGAGCUCAAAGGCGCAGAGAAAGGUCCAAGACCCCACCGAGCAAUCUAUCACCUAUUGAAGAUGCUUCCCCAACAGAGGAGUUGAGACAAGCUGCAGAAAUGGAAGAACUUCAUCGGUCUUCUGCAUCUGAAUAUUCUCCUCAGAGUCUUGAUUCAGAGGCCGAGGGAUAUGAAUCCAAACUUUACAAGUCAGGCAGUGAGUAUAACCUGCCUACCUUUAUGUCUCUGUAUUCACCAAUAGAGAAAUCAUCAACAACAACAACUACCAUUGCACCAUCAUCAACUUCCAAACCACUAAAGAGUGCUGAGGAAGUAUAUGAAGAAAUGAUGAGAAAGGCUGAGUUGCUUCAAAAACAGCAAAAACAACAGCAGCAAACUCAGCAACAACAUGGAAGACAUGGGCAUUACUACGAGGAGGAUAUUAAUGGGGAAGGUUAUGAUGAUGAGUAUGAAUAUGAAGAAGAUCAAACAGAAUAUGACAACGAGGCAGCGGAAACAGAGACAGACAUUUAUGAGGAGAUUCGCCAAACAUCCCAAAACAUUACCAAAAUGCAGCAGGCCACCAAUGAGCAAGUUGAUAUUGAGAUUGAGAGCUCACUUCCAGACAAACAGCUUUUAGAUACAGGCUCAGCUUUUGCUAAGCUCCUUGAACAGAGCAAUGCUCUUCUGACUCCGGGCACCAGUCCCACCCAGAUCUCUGCUCCAGUUUCCUUUGCUGAAACUGGGGGACGGAUCCCUGAUGUACAUGUAACACAACAUUUCUCUGCAAAGGAUGGACACAAAGAUAGGAUCAAAAGCCAAGCAGGAAAAAAUGGAAUAACACCUGCUGUAGCUGCGACCACAAUCGCAGCUUAUGGAGUUUACUCCAGAGAUGCAGUUACUCUUUCACAAACUAGUUCAAGCCACACUGUUACCUCUUCUCAGUCCGCAAUAUAUGGUCGACACACAGGAAGCCCCGCUACUUCCUCAGCUACCGUUUCAAGCGUAUGUAGCAAGAUUGCAGAAAUCACCCAGGCAUACAGUCAAAGAGAAGUUAUCACCAGGAGGGUUGGAGAGACCAGGGGUGUCCAAGUACGAGACAGCUCAUCAUCAUCUGCUGAAAGAAUUAUUGAACCGCGUUCACCCAAAUAUACAACGUAUUACAGGAGCACUAGCCCUCCUCUUUCUCCAUCACCGCCACCUCCACAAAGUCCUACCCGAUCACCUUCUAGAAGAGCAACAGCCGAAUUUUCAACACAGACAUUUAGUUCAGCUUUGCGUACAGAGGCAGGUGGCUCUGGGCCAACUUCUCCUGUGAUGGCGCAAGGAACCCAAACAUCACACCGAUCUGUUUCCCCCCGGUUGUAUAGACAGCAGUCUUCACAGGAUGCCCCAUAUUCUCCUCCUUCAAGUCCAGCUAGACCAAUGACAGUCAACACUGCUACAUCCCCACUGUCUUCACCAACUCGAUUUAGCCGUCAAUCGACUUUUGACACUUACUCCCCAUGUAACAGUCCACCUGAUACACCACCUUAUCAGCAUUCUCCAACUCGCAGCUUUUACCGAACUCAAAGAGUGGAAAAGGUAAAUGUGGGCACUAGUAUGGCAACCACGACCACCACUUAUACCAGAGGGUCAGUGUCGAUGGAUAACAUCUCCCUCUGUAGAAUAUCUACAAUUCCAGGUACUUCAAGGGUAGAGCAAGGUCAUAUGAUCCACGGUGGAAGUGUUGUGGACCUCAGAGCAGCCAACAAGUCAGCCCCUAUUAUUAUGACUGACCAAGGAGUAGAUCUUACUUCUUUGGCCACUGAAAGCAGGAAAUACCAUAGUGGAUCAGAUGUUGGCAGACAUGCUACAAUAAUACAACCACUGAUUAUGAACUUAAACACUCAGGAGACCGCAACACCCACCACUGUUAGUGUCACUGUAGCUGCCUCAAUGUUUAUGACCCAACCAAGGCAGCCUGCAAUCUACAGCGAUCCAUAUCAAAACCGGAUUGAUCUUGGCCAAAGCAUGGGUACAGCUGUGUGUCUUUCACAGAACAAACAAGCUAUUCCUACACAAAUGGACCCAUCAAUCCCAAAAAUUGAUGCCAAACUGGAAGACCUCAGUGUCCAGCAGAGAGAGUUGCAAAAACAACAAGAGAAGUUGCAAAAGCAACAAGAACUACUUGAACAUCAGUUGCAGCAGCACCAUCAGAUGCAACACCAGCAGCAACAAGCUUCUGCUCUGGCCAGGUACAACAUCACGGGUCAAGUUUCACCUUUACUGAAAAAGGACUUGGUUGUGAGCCAGACAAGCUCUUCUUCAGCUGUGGUCAGUGCUGUAUCACCAUCCAUAAAUCCUGAAGCAUAUGGCACUGGACCCAUUGAGAUAAAAGGGAAGCCCAGUCCUCCCGGUUUAAUGGCAGGUGGUAAAUCACCACACAGUAUGUUUGUACAGAUGGACGGAGGACCAGACCAAGCUAGGGCAGUAACUCAGAUUGUGAAGAUAGAAGAAGGACAGGAUGUCUUAGAUCCAACAGUGGGCCAAAUAAAAUCUGAUAAUCAAGCAGCUUGCUGUGAUGUAUACCGACUUCCGUUUGGUGCAAGCUGUGUUGGUGCCUCUGAGAAAGAAGGCAUAAGGCCACCUUCUGCACCCCCUCUGUCCUAUGAGUCUGACCAAGAAAUGCAACCUGGAAGGUAUCAUGAGUAUCCGAUGGAUGAGCACAAGGCUUACACGUUACCUUUUCCUGGAAAACUUCAGCCAUCAAUGUCUGAUACAAACCUAGCUGAAGCAGGGCUUCAAUCAUACCACUCUAAAAUGGAUCCACACUUUCAGGUCUCUGGGGAUCUUGGUAUGGAUUUCACUGCGAUAAAACAGGGUUAUGGAGGGUAUAUAGGAAUGCAGUACGGCUCAUAUACAGACCUACGCCAUGGAGGAGAUAUUGCAGCCCAAACACUGCCUAUAAGGAGAUAUAAUUCUUUGUCUAACAUCAAUUCAGACUAUGGUUACUCGCCCCGUGACAUUGCUAACUUUCAAGAAGCUAACUUGGCUCAGUAUAGUGCUACAACAGCAAGGGAGAUCAGCCGUAUGUGUGCAGCACUCAACUCUAUGGAUCGAUAUGGUAGUAACCCUGACUUGAUGCAUUUUGGCAGUUUGGGCAGAGGAACCGGGCCUGGAUCCUCUAGGCUUGCAGCAGGCCUUGGCAUACGACAAAACCUCCUUAUUGGGCUUGAUGGAAAGCCAAUUUCUCACAGUCAAGCACUAACCAACCUAAUUAAUGCUAAACAGGCCAGUCUUAGAGCAAUGUACCCUGCUGCUAUCAGAUCUUCUGAUGGAAUGAUCUACUCUACCAUUCAGACUCCCAUUGCUUCUACACUCCCCAUAACAACCCAGCCAGGUCCUGUUCUUCACCCAUUACUAAGAGGGGUCUACAGGCCAUACCCGUCUGCCAGUAUGACACCUGUGCCCCUAUCCAGCCUUAGCAGGUUACCUAUGAGCCCCAGAAUGCCUUUAUCUGGACAACAUCCAGUUCGCUACCCCACACCAGGUCUUCACCAAACAACAUCAGCAACUGCCACUACUGAUAUUAUUGCAACUACUUCAGUACCAACAAGUGCCCCAGCGUCUGUUCCAAUGACAACAGCUAGUUCCACAUUCCAGGAUGAACCAGUUUACCUUGGAAAAGGUGCCACUGUAACCUCAUCAACUGACAUCACCUCUACAGAAUUAAUGUUACCAACAGAGCCACAACAACAGCCAAUUAACCUGUCUCAGGCACACAUAAACAAUCAAAAACAACAACAGCCUCCCACAGCAGGCCAAGCCUAUCCAUUCUCAGGUACAUCACAGAGUCAUGGCUACAUUCAACCCCCUGUCGGUCCAACUGCACCCAUAAGUGGCCUGCCUAUUACUGGAGGUCUUCCUCCCUUCCCUCCACCAGGUGCCAUACACAAGGAGGGUGAAACUGAGGCAGAGAGGUUACAUCGUCAGCAAGAACAGCUCUUACAAAUGGAGAGGGAACGUGUGGAGCUAGAAAAAAUUCGACAAAUGCGUCUGCAUGAGGAGCUGGAGCGGGAAAGGAUGGAGUUGAAGUUACAUAGGGAGAAGGAGCAGAUACUGGUGCAUCGGGAACUGCAGGAGCUGCAGAGUAUCAAAGAACAGGUUCUACAGCAACAGCAGCAGGAGCGAGAGAAACAACUUGUCAUCCAGCGGGAGCAGCUGGCCCAGCAAAAGUCACAGUUAGACCAGAUCCAGUCUCUACAGCACCAACUCCAGCAACAGCUGGAAGAACAAAAGAGGCAGAAAACAGCUGCAGCACAGAGCAUGCAGCUGGAUGGUGGACAGCCACUGCAUCCCUACUUCGACUCCCAGAUUGGCUCCCGUCCCCUUCCAAACUCCACAUCAGAGCUAUGUCUCAGGACCCAUGAAGACAACAUUGACACCAAGAGUAACAUGAGAAAGCAUAGCUCCAUGACCAGGCUGAACAGGGACAGCUUGGAUGGUGAUGGAAUGGUCAUGUAUGGCUCCCCCCGAAGGAUAGUCGACAGCUGUGUGCAGACAGAUGACGAAGAUGGGGAGGAGAGGUACAUGAUGCGCCACCGUCCAAGAAGACGUGGUCGCAGUGUGGACUGCUCUGUCCAGACAGAUGAUGAUGAAGACAAAGCUGAGACAGAACACCCAGUUCGCCGAAGACGUUCCCGUUUCUCCCGGCACACCGAGUGCAGUGGCCCUGCCAGUAGCACCACUACUGCUACCAGCAUAGCCUCUGACACAAAAACAGACACAUCCAAGACAGUAUCUUCCAGUAUUGCUGUCCAGACCAUAAGAGAAAUGUCUUGCCAGACAGAAAUUGAGCACCUAGGAAGAGUCUCCCCUGCAAUCCAUGUGACCGUACCAGACCCAAACAAAGUGGAAAUUGUACACUACAUCUCUGGACCUGAGCGAACACAGAAAGGGCAAUCUUUAGCAUGCCAAACUGACCCAGAAGCCCUGUCUCAGGGUGUUGUAGCCCCACAACUCAGUGUACCGACAACAGUCAGCCCAUAUUCAUCCUCUACGAGUACUGGAACACAACAAUCCAGUUCUGCUGACAUUAUGACCCAGCAGCGCCAGCAGCAGCACAUCGCAGCAAAUGCAGCCAAGUUCGAGCGACGUCGCCCUGACCCUCUUGACAUUAAUUACCAGCCUCACAAUCACCUUCACAAUGAGUCCAUCUCCAGCAUCAUACGACAGCAGCAGACAACUUCCAAAUCUGCACAAGUCCUCUACUCUCCGGUCUCUCCUGUGUCACCUCACCGCCUACUGGAAACCUCCCUGUCCAGUGAGAGGCUGAACAAGGCCCAUGUUACACCACAGCAGAAGUCCUACACAGCUGAGUCCCCACAGCGACAUCCAUCUAUGCCUCGACCCAUCAAGAGCACACAGCGAUCCAUGUCGGACCCUAAGCCCCUCAGUCCCACUGCAGAUGAACACACCAAGGCCAGGCUGUCCCUGUACCAGCAACAAGCACUCCAGAACCAGCUGGCAGCCCUACAGCAGAGCUCGCUGCUCCGUAAGGUGAAGCGAACCCUGCCCAGCCCUCCGCCAGAGGAAACAACUGCAUCGGGUCAUAUGCCUAUGAUGACGCAUUCCCUUCAACAGGUCUACCUGCCCUCCGUGCCCAGCCUCAAGCCCAGCUCUCGGUCUGGACUGGCAGCUAAAGCCAGCCUCCUUAAAGACCUAACCCACGAACUGAAGGCUGUGGAGCAAGAGUCCACUAAGCUAAGAAAGCAACAAGCUGAAUUAGAGGAAGAGGAGAAGGAGAUUGAUGCUAAAUUAAGAUACCUAGAGCUGGGGAUCCACCAAAGAAAAGAGACAUUGGUCAAGGAGAGGGAGAGGAGAGAUAUUGCCUACUUGAGGUGUAUGGGGGACACAAGGGACUAUAUGUCUGAUAGUGAGUUAAAUAAUCUACGAUUAGCAGCCGCUGCUGCAUCACAUGAUUCUAACGGGUUGCUGACAACAAGACCAAGCACUGCCCCUCUUAGCCAGUUUACUGGUGAACUCAACACAGCAGCCCAGUAUCCACCAAACUUCCUGUCUUGUCAGUAUCCUCAGAGCCAACCUGCACCACCAGCUCAAUCAAGUGUGCCAUACCAGUCGUCAACAUUCAGUCAGCCUCCCUAUCCAACAGUGUCUCAGUCCCAGGCAUUGCCUCAGCCUACUCCUCUUCAGAGCCAUAUGCCUCCUCAGGGACCAUCCUACCAACCUCAGACCUCUUAUCCUUCCCAUACUUAUCCUCAAACACAGCCACCAUACCCCCAGACAGAAAUAGGGCUACCUGCUGCUCCUCAGCCUCAGCCAGGGCAGACAGGAUUUGGGCCUGCACCCCCGGGUCAGCCUCCAUACCCCACCCACAGCUCACCAUAUCCCAGUGCUGUGUCCUACCCCAGCCAGACCACCCCGUACCCUGGACAUUCCCAGGCAGACAUCCUGACAGUUCAUCCUGGAAGACCCAGGCAGACUUCAUUAGCUGAUCUUGAACACAAGAUGCCCACCAACUAUGAAACUAUCAGCAACCCCACAGUUGUGGUCACAACGACAGCACAGGAUGCUAAUUAUUCUAGUGCAGCCCCCUCUUAUGGACAAUACACUGGAACAACAACCAUGGCAAGUUCCUAUGGGCCAUAUGGGUCAGCCCCUGUCUCCAGCAGCUAUGGUGCAUAUGGUACGAUGCCAUCCAGCACCUACGGACAAUAUACUUCCCCAUCGCUAAGUUCAUAUGGCCAGUAUACCACCACCACUGCCAAUACUUAUGGCUAUACUACCACUACAGCCAGUUCUUAUGGACAAUACACAUCUACUGUCUCUAAUGCUUACGGGCAUUCUGUAGACAGUCCUUCAACCUACAGCACAGCAGAGGGGAUGUAUGGUGCACCUGGCUUAGAACAAAGUAUUCCAAGGAACUAUAUGAUGAUAGAAGAUGUAAGCGAGCUGACGGCAAAAGAUGGGCUGGGCACGACAACAGUUGACAUGAUGCAUCAUGGCAGCAGUGGGCGAUACCCGGGCGACAUUCACAGCCACAGCAGCACGGCGCGGGGUGGAACUAGCAGCUCUACGUAUGGCAGGCCACCUGAGGAAGAAGCAGCGAUGCAGGAAGAGCUGUACGACCAUCAUGGCAGGGGUAAGAGCAGCUACAGGCACGGACAUCUAGGGGGCAGCAGCAGCAGCGUGAGCUCUAGCAUGGGUGGGGGAUCCUCCUAUUUCUAUGACUACGACUAUAAACAUGGCAGCAUCAGAAAACCUUCGCCAUCCUCCAGAAGCCUUUUGGCUCCUGCUGUCAUGACCAAGCGCAGCAAGCACAGAAAACUGGGCAGUAUGGAGCAAAAAAUCUCCAAGUUUUCUCCCAUUGAGGAGGCUCGUGAUGUGGAGGCAGACCUGGCCUCCUAUUCCUCAGCCGCAGGUGGAGCAUACUCUUCUUCUCAAAUUCGAGGGCGCCAGCUGAUCGAGGACUACGGGUUUAAAAGGAAUACUUAUGAGGGCGGCAUUGGAGCCACACAUGGCAGUCGGUACUAUGGUUCAAUGGUGGAGGACGAUGAUCGCAUUUACUAUACCUCCACUGGUCGUUCACGUUCCACGGGCUAUGGCAUGGACAAGAUCUCAGCCAGAGAUUACGCCGGUUAUCGCAGUCGAUCAUAUGAGAGGGAUGAUCGCCCCUACCGCUCUGGCUUCACGCAAGGACGCCAUCCAGUUCGACAAUACUCUGAAGAAGAGAGUCCAGUCAGUCCGUUGAGCCGGUUCAUGGGGUCUGGUCGAUCAUCAAGCUUAGGUCCCCACCCGUACGAUAGUCGCAGCAAUAAAUAUCAUUACUAUUAUGGCCAAUAUGGUUCCAGUCACUCGCUGCCAGAUGUUCAAGACCACAUACGGGACCUUCCCAGGACACACGUCUACAAAUCGGAUGAUACAUACAUUAUAGACGAUUAUUAUUGUGCUGUGUCAGACAGUGAAGCCUACCAUCUGGGACAGGAAGAAACCGACUGGUUCGAAAAGCCACGAUCCAGUUCUCGGCACUACGGCAGCGGUCACUCAUCUGGAAGAAGUCGGCACAACGUAAAACACACUUACCAUGAUUAUGAUGAGCCCCCUGAAGAAGACUUGUGGCCUCAGGAUGACUAUGGCCAUGCAGGACGGCACUCUUCAUCCCGUGAUCACCGUCACCAUGGCAGCACUAGCCGUCACUCCUCUUCAUCACGCCAUUCUGAUGAGCCAAGGUCCUCAAGGUCAUCUAAGGGACACCCAAAAGACCCAUCAGUUAGACAUGACCCUUCAGGAAGAUCUUCUUCCACAGGUAGACGUGGAGAAUCAAGGUCAGGGAGCUACCAUUCUUCCGACUACUUGCGGGAUCCAUCUGGGCACCAUCAUGGACAGAGGUCCUCCAGGCAGGGAGACCCACACAGAUCCUCACGCAGCAAAUCUCAACAACCCGCAGACAUGCAGGUUCAACCACCAGGUUCCUCCAGGUCUGGCAGCAGCUCUUCACGUGUACAAGGCCCCUCUGGUGGGCUCGGUGGUCCAGGGCGACAGGGUGGCCCUGGCUCUCAAACAGAUGGGGGACCAGGACAGAGGGCUCAGCUCCAACAACAAGCUCAGACAUCAGCUGCCAGGCCAGGUCAACCUGGCGCUACACCAGCCACUGGCCCUCAGCAGCAGACCCCGACUCAGAGUCAGGGCAUGGGCAUAGGACAGGGCCAGACCAAACCGGGGCAGAUGGGACCAGCAGGUGGACCCAUGGGACAGACCAGGCAGACAAGUCUGGCAGGAACUACACCAGUGACCAUGGCAAAGAUAGACACACCUCCUGCUACAGCUAUUGGAGCAAAGGCACCACCUGUCAUGGCCUCCAAAGUUGCUCAGCCUCCACUCACAGGAAUAGGAUCCAAGGCAGUUCCUAGGCCUGGAGGUAUUGGCAGUGCUGCAGCAGGUCAGCCUGGCAUGGAGGGAGACAACGUAUUCUCCAAGAUCCUGCCUGGAGGGGCCGCUGAGCAGGCCGGGAAACUGGGAGAAGCAAUCUCCGGUUUUGGCAAGAAGUUCACCUCUUUCUUCUAAGGUGCCAGGACUAAGGAUGACGUAAAUGUGAACAGAUGAAGUCUUGAGGCCUUGUACCAGAAAAACUUGUAAAGUUGUCCCUAUUUUGUUUCACUGAAAAAGAAAGAAAGGAGACGGUGGAGUCUGGGAAACAGAGAGCAGAGCUGAGCAUAAUGAUCCAUAUUGUGGCUGUUGGGCACAUCCAUACACCUCCCACAUCAAAGAGCCAUUGGUGUUCAAAAGUGUGCCCAAAAUCUAAAGAAGCCUCUUUUUAUUUUCACCACUUUUUCUCCAAAAAGUUGAGAGAUGAUCUCCCCUUGCUUCACCGUAGACCUGUGGUUACGGUGGUGAGGAUAAGAAGAACCACUGGAGGCUUCGACCAACUUCCAUGAGGAUUUGCUCUGCGGAUCCAAUGAAGGAAACCACAGGAAACUCCAGCAUUUUCACAAAAGCCACAUCAUGAUGCUACAGUUUAUGCUCAAGGAAGUCGUAACAACACUCAGACCACCACUCUCUUUUUUUCUAUAUUGUUCAAGAAAAAGGAAACUCAAAAGGAGGUAAUAACCAUUUUUUUCUGGUACUGGAGACCUCUUGUUUCAUCUCCCGAGAAGAAGAAUACUGAGCAAUGAUGUCAUUGUCAAUGAAUAUAAUAAUAAUGCAGCCAACAGACGAGAGCACGUUGGCAGCAUUUCUUUUCCACGGUUGCUCUGUUUCUAUUUACAUUCCAGUUGGGAAAUGAACCUGAUGCUCCUCCCCCUCCUCCUCCUCUUCACCUCCCUGUGUUUCCUGAAUGCUGAUUCUUCUUUCUAAUCCCACCUGAUAAUCCUCAAAAUGCCAUGUCUUUAAGAAAAAGUGUACAGUGGAUUUAAAAAAAAGGAAGAAUUUGGAAUGCAUGAAACUUUAUAUCCAAGACCUUACACUGUUCAUCAUCCCAUAACCGAUGCCAUAAAGACAUUGGGAAACCAAUCCAAGCCAGGAGUCCUAAAAAAGAGAGAUCAAAGAAGACAGAGGGACGUGGCCUCAGCAAACGAGGGCGAGCCGAUGUUUUGGCACCUUUUCUCUGCAAAAUUAUAAAUUUAUUGUUUAUCUGAGUAAAGUCGUAUGUUGUUUGGUUGGUUUUUUCAGCCACUAUAAAGCCAUUGAAACAACAUUUACCUGCUUUUCUCAUUGUGGGAGCUUUUUUUUAAAAUAUUUUGCAAGAUUAGGCCCUGAUAUAUACACCUCAGCACUUGCUUUGGUCAUUUAUUAUCAUUGUUAUUCCUAUUUUUUUUUAUUUUGUUGCAGGUUACCAGCAUCGCCUUAAUGAUUAUAUGUUUUAUUUUUUAAGUAACACUGGGAUAUUUUUAUGUGAAAUACAUACUUGUUUUGUUUUUGUCAUAAUAUCAGCUGAAGCAGUGGCCACAGGGAGAUUACUUUAUAUACACAUAUACAUACUGUCAUUAUUUUUAUUUUGAUAAAAAAUUUGAUAUUAUUUAUCAAUGAUUAAUUUAUUUAUGUUUUGUAAUUUUUUAAGAUUCCAAUUCUUAUGAAGUCCCAUUUUAACUUUCUGGCUCUUAUUUAUGAUCAAAAAAAUUAAUAAAAGCAAUAGAUUAAGAGAUAAGAGAAGUAAAGAGCACAAUCACGUGUCAUUUCAGAAGUUGGUGGAAACAAAAAUAAGUUGCCUGUUUGUCUAACUUACCACUGAUGUACUAUGAAUCCUACAGAAAUGUUGUACUACUGCUAAAAUAAUACAUAAGGAAGCAGGAGCUCACCUUCGAAACUUUUCCUCUGACCAACAGUGAUACACUGAUGUUAUCAAACAGUCGGUCCAUCAGAGUGAUGAGCUGCUGGAGCCUAACGUGAACGCACUGCAGGGCAGCAGAGAGUAGACACUGAAGUAGGCACUGAAAAGUAAACCAGUAAACACAUCACAGCAGAACUGGACACGUGAUCAUCACUGGAUGAGGGUUUGGGUAUAAUGCGAUUCCUCUCACCCUCCAAGAUGGACUGGAGUCUGCAGCAAAAAAAGAGGGGAAAAAAACCCCCACAAAGCUCUUUGCUCCAUCAGAGUGUUUCAGCAUGUCUGUGAAAAUAUGGGAAGCACACUCGCUGUGGUGUCAAAAAAGCAAAAACAACAAAUAUACAUAUAUAGUCAGCACUGGUGUGACUGAGGAACCAAAAACAACACACAUCUGAUUGUGUCACAAAGUCACUUGCCUUUUUUUUAACGUUUCGUUUUCUAUCAUGGUGGCGUCCUGGCCUGUAACCAAUCUCCCAGACUGUCAGUUGUCUUGGAAUCUUCUCAGGUCAGUGUUCCUCCCUGCUGUUGUUCCUGCAGUGCAUUGUGGGAAUCUACUGUUCAGUCCUCAAAAACACUCUGUCGGGACAAACAUUGCAAGGCCUUCAGCAACAAACCAACAAACCAACCAACUUCUGCUGUAUAUUGUCUGUGUGAACGCUCGCUGGGAAACGCAUGUCACCCAGCGCAGAAAACCUCAAGGUCAUCUCUAUAUUGUUCUGUUCCUAAUGUUUGUAUGUAUGUAUGUAUGUAUGUAUGUAUGUAGGGGUCAGUAUGCGUGUAUUUAAAUGACCAUCACCCAACGCGGAAAAGAAAGAAAAAAAAAAAUCAAAUGUACACACAACAAAUAUGGUGGGCAGAAGAGGCGACCUCUCAUCUCCAGUCGUUCUAUGCAAUCUAUCAUAUUUGCAAAAACAGAAAAAUGAGGGAAAGGUGGGAACAUGGGAAAAUGAAAAUAUUCACCAUCAGUCAUUCUUGGCAUCAGUCAUAGAUCCACAUAAAAACUAUAAACAUUUAUUUGUGAUAGGUCACCAGUAAGUUAGAACAUAACAACACAAGUGAUAUAAAUAGAGGAGAGAUAUGUGUAUUGUUUACAACUGGAAUGUUUUGGAUUUCCUCUCCAUUACAGGUUACAGGGCUGUGUGCAGAUAUGUGGUUGGGUUAUAAAUGUAUGCAAUGGCGGUUUUCUGAAUCCAGUUUCAUUGGUCGACAAAACAGAAUCCGAGUCAGUCCAUUUAUUUUAACAGAAAAAUUUGAUGAAACUGCCAUUUCAGACACAGCGUUUCCCAACCAUUAAAAUAAUCAGUAGUUACAGAAACUGAAAUGAGUCAAACAAUCAAUGCAAAAUAUUAUGAUGCACAGUCAAACGAAUACACUUGAUAAAUAUAGACAGCAAUAUAAUUCUAUGAAUAUAUAUAAUGGAUGAUAUGUUUGUCAAAGAAAACAGGUAAGACUGAGCUUAGGUUGUAUUUGUUUUUGUUUUACUAAGAGGCCAGACUUUCUACGAAAAACAAAACAGCCAAACGGACCCAGAUUUUAUUAAGGCAUUCCUAAACUGAGUCAAUUGUAUUCAAAGGUGCAAUGCCACAACGUUCAUAAGCUAAAUACACUGUGCAAUGUACCUUGAAAAGCAAACCGUUCUUAUCAAUAGACCAAGAGACGUAAAGACGUAAAUAUAGAAAACAGUAAAAGAAAAUUCAGAUUUAAAGAGUGGUUUGUUCAGAAUGACAACAUAGAAUAAUUUCAACAUCAAUAUAUUAAUUGAAACAAACCAUAAAUGCAACUGUGUAAAAGAGUUAGUUUGUUUAUAUAUAUAUUAUAUUUUGUUGUAUUUAACUGGAUAAUUUAUUUAUGUCAGAAUUUAUUAUUUUUUUCUUAUGGAACAGAAUGAUUGAAAAUAUGAAGUGGAGAGUUUAAGGUUAAAAACCUAUAGACACCAACAGCAAGGAUUAUUUAUUUAGAUGUUUUACUUAUAUCAGCGAUAUGUGCAUGGACAAUAUCAAUGGCCAAAAACAGAACAAGUUAAUUUUUUGUUAUUGUUAUUUGAAAUAUGUUAACUUGUUGAGUUAACUUCAGAACUCAACUCACUUAUACGUUUUAAAAAAAACAUUGUCUCAUAUCUACUUCAACAGAUAAAGGCAAGUGUUCUGUUAAAUGACUUGACCAAAAUCACUCUCCCUAGAUCACUAUCAAAACUACAGGUCAAUACCUGAAGCUGAAUUCUGGUCAAUUUUGCAUGUAGCUCUGUUGUUAGAGAUCUACAAGUAUUGUUCCUAACUUCUUAUAAAUCAUUAAUUGACUCAACACCUCAGUUGCCAUGCUGGUUGGGGACAAAGAUUUUGGGUCUGUUGGUAGAACAUGCUUUUUGACUGUAAAAAAGAAAAGAAGCAUAACUACCCACCAAUCCUUUAUAACUCAUUUAUUUUUGAAAAGAUGUGUAAAACCAGGGAUUUACACGUGUUUAUGCUUUUUUUAAAUCAUAAAAUUUAUUUUCAAAUAUAAAUGAUAUAGUAUUUUAGUAGAAGAUUACUAUAACCAUGUUCAGGACUAUUUACCUAAAAUGAAACAUUGAACUCCUGGAACUUGCCGUUUCUCCUAAUUAUUCAGUUAUACCCAGUGGUUUCUUGUAAGAAAACCAUUCAUGUUGCAUUGUACUCGUAAUAAUAUUUCAACAAGGUUUUUUAUUGUGGAAAUCAAAAUCCCGGAAAUUUGCUAACAGCUCUGGUUAUACAUUACAGAUACAAGUAUACAACAUCAGGAUUACAUUUUAAAAUCAACCAGAAUUCUUUUAAGCAAUUGACUUCCCCUGGAUUAUAUAUAUGGUGGAUGUUCUGUACAAUCUGUACAGUUGAACUGACACAGCUGUCAGUGGCUCCAACACAAGCAAGAAUGACUAUGAAAGACAGUGUCCUCAUGAGCUAAAUAAUUCUAAACAUCCUUGGUAGUAAAUCAAAUGUUUUGAAAUGUUUGUAAAGAAUAAUCUUCAAUCACCUUUGCCUCAGGAAAGCACACACUGCAGCAUCAGAGAUAAUAGAGAUCAAUGGCUGUAUCAAUGCUGGGACACUAAAGCUGAUUUUUUAGCACUUUGACACAGACCUGACCAAAUUCACUCCAAAUAUUUGAACGACAGGUUGAUUAAUACAUGAUUAAUGUCUGGGUCAAAAUGUGUGAAAACAUCACUCUUGUUUUUUGCCCUGGUCUUUAUGCAGCCACUGAAGAUGUGACAUAAAUAUGCAUAGCAGCAAGGGCUUUUUCUACAAUACUAGGUACUAAAGAAAGCCAUCCUGUUACUGCCCUCUAGCCAGUCGUGGUCUCUGUUUAUACCGUGCGAGGUAUCUGUCUAUUUCCAGAAACACAAUGGACUUCAGGUCAGACCACAGCAAUCAACAGUGGGCAAAACUGGCAAGCCACAGUCUGUUUUUUCAUAAGGUGUCUGAGGCAUGUAGGUCCAAUGUGUGCCCUUGUCCAAAUCUCCCCAAGAAAGACAAUAGUUUGUCAUUAAUGUUCCACCUACUCUUAAUUCAAAAUGACAUUUUAAAAUCCCUGCCCUGCCUUGCAAUAAAACAACAGUUGAGCAACACCCAAAAUGUAUAUAAAUGUGAAAUUGUUGAAUUAUUCCAGGCUCAAGAAUAUUAGCAAUAAGGAUGGAUAUAUAAAAUCAAACAGCCAAACCAGUAUUUGACUCUUUGGAAUAGCAACAAUGGGACACUGUAGGCUAAAACUUACAUACAUUUAGGGCUGACAGUUGUUUUGCAUUGACCUCUGCACCUCAGAAUUCUUUGGGAAAUCCAGACUGUGUGCAUGUGAGACUUCCUAAACCAAAAGGUAGCAUAGCAUACAAGGCUUGUACAGUAGUGUUAUAAAUGUCGCCGCUGCUCUUGCUGUUGGCCAUACAGGUAGAAGUAAGAAGAAGAAGAUCCAGAGAAUGAAGAGAAAUUUAACAUAUAUAUUUAUAUAUACUUGCAGAAAACAUAUCUAUCUAUCUAUACCUAUAAAUAUAUACAAAAAAGAGAUCUGGAGGGAGAGAGAGGAAAGAUGACAGAAAAUCUCACACUCCCACUUUUUACACUGUAAACGCAUCCUUUCUUCAUGACUUGUGAUUGUAAAACUACAAGUGCAUGACCCGACAACAAACCCACCCCUUAACCAUCUCAGCCUUUUGACUUCCCACCCCACAGGCUGCCAUGAUUUCUGUGUAAAUACUAGAAGAAAAAACCACACACACACAAAGCUGAUAAAAGUCUGCUUUAAAAACAAAGUGCAAAUGUUCCGACAGACAUGUUCUGUACAACAUGUAUAAAUCUCACAUUACACACACAAACACAUGCACAUGGGCAUGAAAGCCUCACUUCCCAAACCUUUGUUUUCUGUGUGUUGAAAUGCAACUACACACUACAUAACAACUGAGCAGUGGUUGACUUGAAUAAUAAAAUUACAAUAUUGAGUUGUGUAUGUGUCUGGCUGGCUCGUGCAGACUGUUUCAAUCUCAUUAAUUCAAGUUGUAUUUGGACAUUUAAAAAAAGAAGAAAAAAAAGAAAAAAUAUUGGUCUGUGUAGAGUUUCUAUACAUGUUGUGUUUGUAAAAUGAGACGAUAUCCAAAAAGAAUUUGGGAAAAAAUAUUCUGGUUACCGUGUAAUUUUAUGAGACGGACAGAUAUAUUUAUGGGGAGAUGGAGAGAGGUAAGAAUUGGUCGCUAGAGAUAUGUAUAAAAAAAUAA
Molecule: messenger RNA, 20772 nt
Organism: Cynoglossus semilaevis (tongue sole)
Lineage: Eukaryota; Metazoa; Chordata; Actinopteri; Pleuronectiformes; Cynoglossidae
Gene: bsna
Product: bassoon presynaptic cytomatrix protein a
Exons: 16
Coding region: 1313-14299 (4328 amino acids)
Biological process (GO): presynaptic active zone assembly; protein localization to synapse
Cellular component (GO): GABA-ergic synapse; axon; glutamatergic synapse
Molecular function (GO): structural constituent of presynaptic active zone; metal ion binding
Source: RefSeq, a predicted model, not a curated record